This is a messenger RNA of Perca fluviatilis (European perch), 2054 nucleotides long. RefSeq lists its product as uncharacterized. The transcript is spliced from 2 exons. NCBI's taxonomy places the organism in Eukaryota, Metazoa, Chordata, Actinopteri, Perciformes, Percidae. The record is from RefSeq and is a predicted model, not a curated record. The coding region runs from base 112 to 810 and encodes 232 amino acids.
UUUAGUCAUCGUUUUACUCGAUGCGAGAAAAGAGAUGUUGUUAAAUUCCACGAUAGAUACACACGGCUAAUAAAGACAAACUUUUGACUGUUAUUGUAAUGUUUUGACAUCAUGGAGGUAAUCGAGACAAUUGUGAUACAAAGUACUGAAGUAGAAGGAAAGGAAACGGUCGUGUCCAGCGUGGACACCGAUAAAACCAAAGCAGAAUUUAUAUGGACACUGCAGGCUACAUGGCACCUUGUCAACACCAGACUUGAAAUGGACCAGGCUUUUGACCAGCCUGUAUGCAAGAAAAAGAAACUUUGGGAGAUGGUGGCAGAGAAAGUAAAUACCAAACUGAGGGAGUCAGAGGUCACUGAUGUCACUGUGAAGGCGUACGAAUGUGACCUCAAGUGGAGAAACAUGCUGGCCACGUACAGGAAGAACGCUGAGAGGGCCAAGAGGCUGGGGGUGGCCAGCGUCCACUGGGAGUUCUUCAAGACAAUGCACGAGAUCUUGGGUAAGAGCAGGGAGGAGAUUGAAGCCCAGCGAAGAGCCAAGCUCAAUGGCACAAGAGUGGGCAAGGCCAUAGCCAGCAAGAGGUUUACCCCUAUUCUACCUACACCUCCUGCGACAGCUGCUCCCUGCACUGCCCGGCCUCCACAGGACGUCCUACAGUUGUACAUGGAGCUGCAAGAGAGGAAAAUGAACAUGUGGGCCCAGCAGAAAGCCCUGGAGGAGAGGAAGAUAGAGGCUAUUAACAACCUGGCCCAGGCCAUCUCUAGCCUGGCUCAGAAGAACAACACACAGAUGUCAAAGGAUGGACAGUAGGCCACAUGAAGUGGAUCUGAACUUCUGUGUGUUGUUUGCUCGUACCAAAAAACUUUUAUGAUACUGCACAAGGAAAACAGUUUGAGUGUGUUUUUUAUAAAAAAAAAUGUAGGCACAUUUUUACUAUUACACUGAGUUUUAAGAAUAGGCCAGUCUGAGUUCAGAAAAUGGGUUGUAUGAAACACAGACUCACAAACCACACCCUGGCCGGGCAACUUUUGUUUAUUCUGCAAGCAGAUUACGUGCCUCCUCAAAUUUGUCCUUAUCUGUUGAUGCCCUAAUGGAUGUAAUCAUUUCAAUCAACCACUUAUUUUUAUACCAAAAGAGAAGAGUGAAUUACCGACUGAUUGUUUGAUGCAGAGUAAGAAAAACUAAAAUAUUACUCACAACUAAGGCACCCUACCAUCACUGCACUAGUUAUUUAUAAUGUAAAAAAAAUUGUGCUGGCCCCAAAAGUAAAAAAAAAUAAACAACUGAAAUGAUCACGACAUGAUUAUGAUCAUUGUUCAAGGGAAGUCACAGUUGGAAUAAAACACAUUCACAUUUUUCAGUGAAAACAAUACAGAUACUUAUACUGAUAAUUAUUCCUAAGAGGUAAAAAAAUAGCAUUCUUAGACAAACUAGUAGUGUUAAUGUAUCAAUAAUAUACACUUACAGUAUUAACUUCACCAUGUAAUUAAUACUACCUUUGUGAAAGUUGUGUUUGUCAGCCAUGAGGCGGUGGACAGAACAUUAGAAAAAACGUCACUGCCCUCCAGUGGUCACAGUGAGGAACUGCAAUAUUACAUUUUUUUCUCGGUUUUAUUAAUAUCUAUAAUCAACAUUAAUAUAUUGAUACGCAUAGCUGCCGAUUACUGUAUUAACAUACAGUUUUAAAGUUUAACAUGGAAAUGUUCACACCAGCGUCAAAGUGGAACCAAUAUACACUCACUUCCGGUCACCACUUUCAAAAUAAAAUUAGUGAUGAACUGGAUAUAGAAAGUGUAUGUCUCUUUGGGCACCCCAUAGUUUUUUAAGAGCCUGGAAAAACUGACUAGUCAUAAGUUAAGACACUUUUCAGUGGAUGUUAUUUGUGUUCCUUACCCAUAUGCUUUAUUAUGCUACAUUAGAGACAUGUAUUGGCUGUUACAUCUUUCAGUGGACAACUGUUACACACCGUGUAAAUGCCUUAACAAGAAAUAUAUCCCUGAGUGUUAUGUGUGCAGACAGUAGAGACUGUUAAAAUAAACCUUUAUAUUACAAAA